This is a messenger RNA of Rotaria socialis, 681 nucleotides long. Lineage: Eukaryota; Metazoa; Rotifera; Eurotatoria; Philodinida; Philodinidae. The record is from the annotation of a GenBank genome assembly.
AUGACUGACUUCUUGAUUUAUGAAUAUUUUUUGGGUGGCGGUUUCGGUGGUUUAGCUUCGUAUGGUGGUGCUAGUGGUUUCGGUGGUGGAUUUGGUGGCGCUCCAGCAUUCGGUGGUGGAUUCGGUGGUGCUCCAGCAUUUGGUGGAGGAUUCGGUAGUGGCCUUCCAGCUAACUGCCCAUUCAGUGGCGGUUUCGGCGGUAUGCCUCAACUACAGAAUAUGGCUCCACCAAUGGGUAUGAUGCGUUCAUUACAAGCAGUUGGUGCACCAAUGAUGCAACCCUAUCAACAAUUACAAGCUGCACCUAUGCCACAAAGCUUCCAAGUUCCUCAACCAGUUUCAGUUCCACAACAAGUGAUCUCAGCUCCACCACCAGUUUAUAUCCCACCUCAACCUCAACCACAACAACCAGCACCACAAUCAUAUGGUCCUCCACCACCAGCAUUUCAACCAUCUGGUGGUAGUGUCUCUUCUUUUGGUCAAUCAUUUCAAGUUGCGCCACAAUCAUAUGGCCCUCCACCACAAUCAUAUGCCCCUCCACCACAAUCAUAUGGCCCUCCGCCACAAUCAUAUGGCCCUCCGCCACCUCAACAACAAUUCGGUGGAUUUCAACAACCUCAAAUGGGCGCACCAAGUGCUGGUGGUCGCAUGAUUUGCUGUUGCUUCCCAGCUCCACAAUAA